Molecule: messenger RNA, 297 nt
Organism: Knipowitschia caucasica
Lineage: Eukaryota; Metazoa; Chordata; Actinopteri; Gobiiformes; Gobiidae
Source: the annotation of a GenBank genome assembly
AUGGAAGCCAAAGGUUUUUACCACGAACGCGCUUCCAGAGUCGCCAAGACUCUCUUCCCACGGAACGAAAACUCACCUCAAGCCGAGGUGAAACAACGGACUCCAGGCAAACGUUCGCCAGCAUCAUCUUUGCGGCAAUGCAAAACAGCAAAGCGUCUCGUCACAAAAAAAGCGGCAGCGGUUUCCAUGUCGCUGGUGCGUGACAAUAAGGACCGCUGGAUGGCAGACAUUGAACAGCGUCUAGCCGUGAGGACAGCGGAGCUUACUGCGGAACGAGCUCGAGUAGAUAACCUGUAG